Molecule: messenger RNA, 3432 nt
Organism: Leptosomus discolor (cuckoo roller)
Lineage: Eukaryota; Metazoa; Chordata; Aves; Leptosomiformes; Leptosomidae
Source: RefSeq, a predicted model, not a curated record
AUGGAAAAGGCUUUGCAGCCAAAUCCCAUAACCGGGAUACAAGGCAAUCGGGAACAGCUGGGGCUGCGUCUGUCUGCGCUGCGAGUUACUGCAGUUUGUAUUGUUUGUAAACUUUUUGGAGGAGAUGCUGUCUCUGGCUUUGUGGGCUAUAUAGACAGCUGUACUAUUUUUAGUCCCAAGCUGGAAGAUAACAUCAUCUCUUUAGGAAAAUUCUGCCAUAUUUGCAGGAACUCCUUCCUUUUUUGGAAACGGCUGCACGUACUGGCACCCGAGCUGCAAGCGUGCAGCCCCACCCAGGAAUCUGUGCAGCCCGCAGUGACGCCUGUCCUGGCAGACCCCUGCCAGCAGCUGCCACUGUCACUUGCCAGUUGUUUAAAGCUCUUUAAAGGUGACUUUAGCCUUGUUCCCGAGGUGGCUCACAACAGGUUGUGUCUGCACGUGUUGCACUCGGGGAUCAUUGCAGUCUUGUUGGCGAGGAGCGAGCGUUUGACCACCAUCAAGUUGAAGGGGCCUGGUGUAAAGAAAAGUGCUGACAGGUUCCCAGCACCACCCUGCAGUGGCUAUGGCAGGUGGCCUCACCUGAUGCAGAGACAGCCAUCGCUGGCCCGUGUUGCGUCCAGUCCCUCUGGGACCCUGCCGGCGGUGGCCUGCCCUGUGGACGUGACAAUAUUUCGGCUUCUGCAGGACUCUAUUUUUACGUGGCGGCAGCAGCGAGGUGUUGGCUCACAUCCCGCCUGUGCGUGGGUGCUGCAGGAGUCAUCUGAGCCCGGGGGGCUUUCACAACCACAGGCUGUACACAGCCAACUGGAGAAGCCAUCAAGUACUGCAAUUCUCUGCAAUAACUGUGGAAACCCAUGCAAAGGAGAAGUUUUGAGAGUUCAGAACAAAUAUUUCCAUAUUAAGUGCUUUGUUUGCAAAGCUUGUGGAUGUGACCUGGCUCAAGGAGGAUUUUUUGUGAGACAGGGAGACUACAUCUGUACUUUGGACUACCAGAGACUCUAUGGCACACGGUGCUUCAGUUGUGAUGAAUUCAUUGAGGGAGAAGUGGUCUCAGCACUGGGCAAAACCUAUCACCCAGACUGCUUCGUGUGUGCUGUCUGCAGGCUGCCUUUCCCUGCGGGCGACCGCGUAACUUUUAACGGGAAGGAGUGCAUCUGCCAAAAAUGUUCCUUGCCCCCUUCCAGCAGCACUGGCUCUUUCCCGAUACAGAACCUGCGAAAUUGUGGGGGCUGUGGUUCAGAAAUAAAAAAUGGACAGUCGUUGGUUGCCUUGGACAAACAUUGGCAUUUGGGCUGUUUUAAGUGCAAUACAUGCGGCAAGCUACUGAAUGCAGAGUACAUCAGCAAGGAUGGUGUUCCAUACUGCGAAACGGACUAUCAUGCAAAGUUUGGUAUCAGAUGUGACAAUUGUGAAAAGUAUAUCACAGGAAGAGUGCUCGAGGCAGGAGAAAAACAUUACCACCCAACGUGCGCACGAUGUGUCAGGUGCAGUCAGAUGUUUGCAGAAGGAGAAGAAAUGUAUCUUCAAGGUACAUCCAUUUGGCAUCCAGUUUGUAGACAGGCUGCAAAGGCUGAAGAAAAAAACAAGGAAACAAGGACUUCUUCUGAGAGUAUUAUUUCUGUACCUGCUUCGAGUACAUCAGGUUCCCCAAGCCGUGUGAUCUAUGCAAAGCUUGGAGAUGAAAUUCUUGACUACAGGGAUUUGGCUGCUCUUCCUAAAAAUAAAGCCAUCUAUAACAUUGACCGCCCAGAUAUGAUCUCCUAUUCUCCAUAUAUCAGUUACUCUUCAGAUGACAGGCAUAGUUAUGGGGAGGGUGACCAAGAUGACAGAUCUUUCAAGCAGUACAGGACAUCAAGUCCUAGCUCUGCUGGCUCGCUGGGCUAUGGUCGCUACACUCCAACCUCCCAUUCUCCUCAGCACUACAGCAGACCAGCUGGUACUCAGAGUCUUGGUACCAGUAGCUGCAUCUCCCUGCCCCAACACCCAAGCCCUACAUCUACAUUCAGACAUCAUUACAUCCCUUUCUUCAAAGGCAGUGAAAGUGGUCGGAGCACUCCAAGUUUAUCCAUGUACUCAGACAGCAAAUCUUCACCUUCUGUCUAUCAGCAGGCUCCUAGGCAUUUCCAUAUUCCAGACACUGGCGUAAAAGAUAACAUCUAUAGGAAACCUCCUAUCUACAAACAGCAUGCAGCAAGAAGAUCAGAAGGGGAGGAUGGAAGCUUGGAUCAGGACAGUAAGAAGCUGAAGACCAGUUGGCUUACUCUGAAAGGAGAUAUGGACACCAGAACUAAUUCCCCGGAUUCGGAUACACGGUCCCUGUCUCUUACUGCCGGAACUGACAGAGAAAACUUCCCAAGGGCACAGGAGGGCAUGACUGCUGGCUAUUCCCGAUUUCCAUAUUCUAAAUCUGCUUCUCUACCUGGCUAUGGAAAGAAUGGCUUACAUCAGCCUGAAAAUAUGGGCCAAUAUGAAACAGACCAGGAGGCAAGCUGGGGGAUGAAAGAAUACAAGAUUUAUCCUUACGAAACACUUAUUGUAACAAACCGAGUUCGUGUGAAAUUGCCUAAGGAUGUGGACAGGACCAGGCUGGAGAGGCAUUUGUCCCCUGAAGAGUUCCAGGAAGUCUUCAAAAUGAGCAUUGAGGAAUUUGAUCGUCUGGCACUUUGGAAGCGGAAUGACCUGAAGAAAAAGGCCCUGCUUUUCUAGCCCCUCCCGGAUAAAAUAUGUGCUUAAUCAAAACAAAAAUAGUCUUGCCAGAACUAUCACAUGCACUUGCUGUUGAACCAUUGUCCAGCUUCAUUGUGUUAGUAUGUGUCAGGGGAAACAGGACAGAUUAGAUGGCAAUGCGUUGGAAUACAGAGAAUUUGCUAAUCUUGCAUGACCAGCUGGUUUUGUCAGUAACUCCUGGUCCUACCCAGUUUACAACGUGCAAAAAAUCUAGCUUUAAAUUUGUUGUUGCUUGCAGUUAUUGCUUGAUGCAAACAGAAAUUCUGAAAGGAAGAGAAAAAAAGUGUAGCUGUGACAAAGGAAAUGCAUCCAACAUUUUGUUCCGUUAAGUUUUACAACACAAUUUUUACAAAAUCAAGAAAAUAAUGAAUAUAAAAUUCUCCAAUGGGGAAUCACAUGCUAUUAAAUAUGGUAAAAGCCAAAGAAAAGCAUGUUCGCAAGCAAUUAUUGCAAUUGUUUAUGUGUGGUACUUUUUAAGAAUGAAAGCAAAAAUAUGGAAGCACCUUAAUUCUACUUCUUAUAUUUAGACACAGCCUACUCUCGACAAGGUCAUAUUUGUCUAGAAGGUAACUAACUAUCUUUGAUUACAACACAAGAGUUUUUAUUUUAUUAAGAAUAUAUUGUGACAUAAAACAAUUUUAAUGACUAAAAUGUAUACAGAAGUACUUAAAAAUUUAGUCCCAUUCAUCAGGAAAACUGAAGCCU